ACAUUUAGGUAAAGAUGUAACAGGAAAAUAUAUAUACAUGUGUAAUUCAAUAAAAUAAAACUACAGCGUUUAUGAAGUUGUCAGAAUUCUCAACCCCGCUUUCGUCACACACGUCAAAUAAUCGUAGUCGCGUUCGCCGGAAUGGACAAAGGUGACAAACACGCUUUUUACACAAACCCACGUCGACGCUCGGAUAGUCAUAACUGUCAAAUUGAGAUGCCGUGCCUCUUUUGUUUCUAUCUGUUGGUCCAAACCACAGAAAGUAAUUUAUCGUUAAGCAAAAAAAAAAAAAAAAUUCCCCAGCGUCUGACGCUGAAUUACGAAGUGUUUACAAAGUGGACAAAACUAACAGACCUCAUUGUCUGGGGGAGCACAAUCGGUCACGGUUAGCAUUUCAGUCACAUUUCGUCGUUGAAAUUUUAAAAGGCUGGUGUCAGUGAAUUAAUAUGUUAUGUGGUAAUAAUUUUUUGUUAAUAUAAUCAACAUCAAAGCUAAAUUAUUUGGAUCCCAUCUCGCUCGGUUUGUGAACAUCGCGAUGGUUUCGCCCGACAUUCUCCGCAGUCUGCAGUGAAACAUGGCGUCACUGAAAAGUGGCCAGAGUCGAAAAACUUCGCCGCUGUAAAACAUCGCCAGAUACUCGGGGACGUAACGACGACAUUUACAAACAAAACUCGUGCCCACUAUCCGUCGGAGACAUGCCCCGGAAAAAGCCAUUUAGUAACAAGCAAAAGAAGAAGCAGCUGCAAGUCAAACGGGAAAGAAAGCGAGGUGACACAGGCUCAGGACCAAGUAGCCGGAAUGCCAGCAUGGAGCGUGGGGGAGAUCGGCAGUCGGACACGUCAGACAGCGAGACCACCGACAUCCUGAGGAUAAAUCAGCAGCCGUCAGGCCGAGAGGGCAGACAUGAUCCCAAUAGGUUUCGUCUUCACUUUGAAAAGGAGAGCAAAGAGGAAGUGGAGAAGCGGAAGAAAAUGGCCCGGGAGAAGAUCCUGCUGCCCAUCUCGGACAAACAACUGGAAAUCGGCAUCGAGGACAUCUACCCGCCACAGAGAGGCCUGGGUUUCCCACGACGGCCGCCCUGGAACUACGAGAUGAGCCGAGCUGACUUGUUGAGGAAAGAGGAGAAGUCGUACAGGCAGUACCUGGAUGACUUGCAUUCCAGGAACCCGCCCGGAUCCCUCAGCCAUUUUGAGCACAACCUGGAGACAUGGAGGCAGCUGUGGCGAGUGUUAGAGAUGUCAGAUGUCGUCCUGCUCAUCGUGGACAUCCGGCACCCAGUGCUGCAGUUCCCCCCCGAGGUGUACCGCUACAUCACCGGCGAGCUGAAGAAGCACAUGGUGCUGGUGCUGAACAAAGUGGACCUUUGUCCGCCGGCUCUGGUGAUCGCGUGGAAACACUACAUGACUUCGCAGUUCCCGCAGCUGCACAUCGUCUGCUUCACCUCCCACCGCGGCCAGGCCUAUAGCACAGUGCUCCAGAAAAAGCGCAUGAGGCGCAAGGCUGACUGGAGUCACGCCGGGGGUCCCACGGAGAUCCUGAAGGCCUGUCAAGAUAUCACCACUGGAAGAGUCGACCUGUCCAGCUGGGAGCAGAAGAUCCAGGCGAAUGCCGUUGCCGAGCAACACGACGACGAGGGCCCGGACGAGGAGGCCGCGUCGGUGCUCGUGGAACAUCAGAGUGAUAGCGCCCUGGAGAUGAGUAACCCGACGCAGGAGCUUUACAAAGAUGGCGUUCUCACCCUGGGUUGCAUUGGCUUCCCGAAUGUUGGCAAGUCAUCCGUCAUCAACAGCCUGGUUGGCCGGAAGGUGGUGAGUGUGUCACGGACUCCAGGCCACACCAAAUACUUCCAGACCUACUACCUCACCCCCACCGUCAAACUCUGCGACUGCCCCGGCCUCGUCUUCCCCUCGUGUGUGGAUAAACAGUUGCAGAUUCUGGCUGGCAUCUACCCGGUGUCGCAGCUGCAGGAACCGUACAGCUCAGUGGGUUAUCUGUGCGAGAGGACGCCCUUCCUCUCGGUGCUGAAGCUCAAGCAUCCUAAUUUAGAAGAAGUCAACACCCAUCAAGGAGACCAGGUUUCGACGGAGGCCCCCUGGACCGCCUGGGAUGUUUGCGAGGCGUGGGCCGAGAGGAGAGGCUACAAGACGGCAAAAGCGGCCCGUAAUGACGUCUACCGUGCGGCGAACAGCCUCCUGAGGUUAGCCACUGACGGCCGCCUGUGCCUCUGCCUCCGACCGCGUGGCUACAGCUGCUUGAGAGAGCAUUGGGAAAGCCACACCGACAUCCCGGAGAUCCUGGCGCUGCAAGGACGGACGUCGGAGGAGGACGCCGCGGGCAAGAGGGACGACGAAGAAGACGGCGAGUCCAGCACCGAGCCCGAGGAAGAGCGAGACCGAGACGCGGACGACGAUGACGACGGCGACGAAGACGAGGGCUUCGGACAGCCCAGGCGAAAGGAGCAGACGACGACCGGCUUGGCCGCCAACAUGUUUCACGUCCUGCGGGAGAACGAAUGUGAGUGAUGGAAAGGAGUUUUUUUUUCUGACAGUCUCCCGCUCCAACUCCUUCAUUCCGGUUUCCUCCUCCCCAACCUCUCAAGAUGCCUUCCAUCUCAUGUGUCGUGAUCCUUUCGAAUAUACACACGAUAAGGCUGCCAAUGCUCAUUGUUUUGGAUUUCUGCGGACCUUGAAGCAGAAUUAACACCCGAGGAAGCUAGUUGUUAGCAUGCCUGCUGAAGAGACCGUGCGACAACACGGCAUCUGCGCCUGCACUUUCCUGCACUUCAGCAAAGCCACUAGAUGGCAGAAGGUACUGAACAAAAUCAACCCCGGGGAUUCUCACCUCCCAUUAUUUCUUCAUACAUAUUGCAUAAUGGAUGCGGAAUGGUUGCCGGAGCUCAACGAAUCAAAUUGAAAGUUCAAGAAAAAGCCGCAUCCUUACCUGACAUUUGCACACUCGCGUCCGUAAUACAGAACAUAUUUUUCUACUCCAUGCUGUGCCUCAGCUCUGCUUGUUAAUGCACAAUUUUUUUCCUCCUGGUGUCAAGUGGCGUGUACGGGAUUCGUUUUUGUGCACGUGUGCAUGUUUUCAAAGGAGAGGAAGAAAAAAAAAAGCGUCAAAUCUGGUUCAGGGAUGGGCAUCAUCAACUGUCGCCAAAAGGUUGAAGGCAGAGUAGAGUGCCCUGCUUGGCUGCAGUCAGCAGAGGCACUGUCGAGCCACUUUCAGAUCGUUGCUGUGUAAAGCUGUGCACACACAUAUCGGCAAUAUUGCGAUCAAAGUCGGCAGCGCCCAAUUGUUGGAUGUGAAUGAUUCGGCUGUGGUGUGGGGUGUCUUAAGAGUGUUUGUUUGUUUUUUUUGUCCCCCCCUGGCCCCACUCUCAAAUCUCCUCAGAAAACGACCGAGGUGGACAAUCGUACAUGGUAAACCUGUUCAGUAUUUCUCAUCUUGAUCCAUACACGACAAGACCAGUAAAAAUGUACUUGAUGAUUUUGUUUUUUUCCCUGAUCACGUGUGUCGUCUGCCCCUUUUUAAAAAUAUCACAAUUAUAGAAAGAACCAAUUCCAAAUGCAAGUGUGGCACGGACGUCAUCUGGAGAAGUUCCAAAACAUUGUUUACCCCCCCCCACCCCCCAAAAAACAUGGCAAAACUUUUGAAAUUUGAUUCAAUUCAUCAUACUCACCAGAGAAGAGAGAUUUAUGAAACGCAUUAACUUGUGCAGAGCGCAUCAGACUUGAUUUGCUAUUCAAACUUGGCCUGCUCUGACCAGCCAAUCAGGACGGAAAAAUGCUGAGAUCGCCCUCCGAGGCAAAUAAAAAAUCUGAUUCGUAAAAGAAACAGUCCUGCUGCUGCUGUCGGCGAAGUUCUAUUUGCCAGCACGACAGAUUUUUGAAGGCUGGAAUUUGAUGGGGGACAAAAGAAAUAAAAUAAUUCACAUCGAUGUUCUGGAAACCGAGCAACCCAAAAGAAACACGUUGAAAUAGAGAGAAUAGAAUCUGAAUAAAUGAAAUCACUUCAAUGGGAAAAAAAAUGAACAUUUAGAAGCCUUGUGAAGAUAAGAGACUAAACCGCAUGUGUUUACCCUUCUGAAAAAAAAAUGUGACCUUAUCUGUGGAAAGUUGAACUUCAUCCACACUUUUGCACAACUUCAUCUCAGUAUGACACUGGCGUCAAAAACUGAUAGAUUUUCACUCUCCCACCCAAUAACAAUAGUUACCC
Messenger RNA from Hippocampus comes (tiger tail seahorse), 4215 nucleotides. RefSeq names its product guanine nucleotide binding protein-like 1 (gene gnl1). The transcript is spliced from 12 exons. NCBI's taxonomy places the organism in Eukaryota, Metazoa, Chordata, Actinopteri, Syngnathiformes, Syngnathidae. Gene Ontology annotation, molecular function: GTPase activity; GTP binding. The record is from RefSeq and is a predicted model, not a curated record. Bases 696 to 2522 code for a protein of 608 amino acids.